CUUAAAAUUAAUGCGCUCUUGGUUCUCAUUAGCCGGUCAUUUGUCCAUUCGGCCCUUUCCUUUAUACCUUUUAAUCGCUUUUUUGUUUUCACUCUUAUGGCCUCUUCGCUGUAAAUGUCUGCUACUAAAGAAUACGCCGGGUCACUAGCCGAGAACAUGAGCAUGGCGUUCAAUCGCACAACCAGCACUUGUAUCAAUAGCAAAGGUAUAGGGACAGGGGCAGGGGCAAAUAUUAUAGAUGCUGACCAGGUCGUUCGUGGCGAAGACAGCAUGCCCGAACUCCAAGGCACGCUUGUUCUCAGCGCAGAGGAAGAUAAUGCAUAUCGGAGGUAUCUGCGCAAAGCCGAUUUCUACCUCGCGCUGUUUAUGUGUGCUGGAUACAUGAUGAGUUUUCUUAAUCGUGUUGCGCUCACCCAAGCAAAGCCAGUGGGCGUGGCCAUGGAUACAAACAUGUCCGAUAUCACUGUCCCGUUGUCGAUUUUUUAUCUGUCAUAUCUAGUCUUCCAAGUUCCAAGCAACAUCGUGCUCAGACAUGUGCGGCCGAGCUUGUGGCUGGCGUUCCUCGCGACUGGCUGGUCGAUCACAAGCGCUUGUGGCGCGCUGGCCAAAAACAGGGGCGGGAUAAUCGCAGUGCGCGUAUUUAUCGGCGCGUUUGAAGCCGGCUUCACAUCGGGUGUGAUUGCUGUGUUCGCGUCGUGGUAUCCGCGCAAUCAGCUGGCAAAGCGGCUGGGGUGGAUGUAUUCGUCGGCCUCACUUGCCAGUAUGUGGGCCGGGCCGGCAGCAGCAGGCUUGGGUAGCAUAAAGUCGUCUGUGCUCAAGCCAUACCAGAUCUUGUUUAUAUUCUAUGGUGGAAUCUCGUUCUUGUGGAGCUUUGCGGCAUUCUUUGUAGUCAAGGACUAUCCAGACACAUGCAGUUUGCUGAACAAGGACGAAAAAGCUGUUAUCAACAAGAUAAUGGUGCAGCAAGGUACCCAAGGCAACGUUGGCGAGUUCAGCCGCGUUCAGCUUAUGCGGUCACUUCUUGACUGGCGCAUCUGGGCUUGGUCAAUCAUCGGAUUUUGCGCCAACAUUACCUCUUACACGGGCCCGCUGUUUGCGCCGAUAUUUUCAGUUGACAUGGGGUUUGGGCGCGUUGCCGGCCAGGGGAUGUCGGCAAUUCCAAAUCUUGUUUCGUUUUUGGUCGCCUUCUUUUCAGGAGAUCUGAUCCGUAUUGCUGGGAGCACCAGCACUGCCAUCAUGGUCGCGCAAGUUGUCAACAUUGCUGGUCUGUUGAUGGCGGUCGCCACCACCCAAAGCGCAGUGCGGUUUGUUGGCUUGUGCAUAUUUACCGGCGCAAGUAUGUUGACCACCCCAGCAUUUCCCGGGUGGGCGGUUUCGAAUCAGUCAGGCACAACAAGGACGGCAAUAGCAUCCGCCAUGGUAUCGUCGAUUGGCGCUUUCGGUGGGUUUGCCGUCUCAUACAUGUAUCCAGACACAACAGCACCCAGAUAUGUGCCCGGCCAUGUGACAAACAUUAGUGUGUGUGUGGCAGUGAUUGCGGGCACGCUUGUUAUGCGCAUGUGUCUCCAGCGCUCAAACAGGCACAGGGAGCAGUCUCCAGAGGACGUGUCAAAUAUGUCCCCCGCCGAGCUAGCCGACCUCGGGGACAAGCACCCAGCAUUUAGGUACCGCCUGUAAUGUUCAAACUGCUAAAAACUUACAGCAGAGGAACGUGUCGC
Kickxella alabastrina is the source of this 1718-nucleotide messenger RNA. RefSeq names its product major facilitator superfamily domain-containing protein. Gene Ontology annotation, biological process: transmembrane transport. The record is from RefSeq and is a predicted model, not a curated record. The transcript has a single exon. Gene Ontology annotation, molecular function: transmembrane transporter activity. NCBI's taxonomy places the organism in Eukaryota, Fungi, Kickxellomycota, Kickxellomycetes, Kickxellales, Kickxellaceae. Gene Ontology annotation, cellular component: membrane. Bases 115 to 1677 code for a protein of 520 amino acids.